Messenger RNA from Quercus robur (English oak), 1232 nucleotides. Its product is annotated as 18S rRNA (guanine-N(7))-methyltransferase RID2. Gene Ontology annotation, cellular component: nucleolus. Gene Ontology annotation, molecular function: rRNA (guanine) methyltransferase activity. Gene Ontology annotation, biological process: rRNA (guanine-N7)-methylation. The coding region runs from base 74 to 949 and encodes 291 amino acids. The record is from RefSeq and is a predicted model, not a curated record. NCBI's taxonomy places the organism in Eukaryota, Viridiplantae, Streptophyta, Magnoliopsida, Fagales, Fagaceae. The transcript is spliced from 9 exons.
GGCCCAUUUCAUAUCCAAACUCCUAAACCCUACUCGUUCGUCUCUUCCCUCUCUCUCUCUCUCUCUCUCUAAAAUGUCGUCGAGACCUGAGCUUCAAGCACCACCGGAAAUAUUCUACGACGAUGUGGAGGCUCGCAAAUACACUUCCUCCUCUCGCAUCAUCGAAAUUCAGGCAAAUCUGUCAGAGAGAGCUUUAGAGCUUCUUGCUCUACCUGAUGAUGGAGUGCCCAGAUUGCUCCUUGACAUUGGUUGUGGGUCAGGACUUAGUGGUGAGACUCUCUCAGAGAAUGGACACCAGUGGGUUGGGUUAGAUAUUUCACAGUCAAUGCUUGAUAUUGCAUUGGAGCGAGAGGUAGAGGGUGACCUUUUACUCGGUGACAUGGGUCAGGGCUUAGGACUUCGUCCUGGGGUCAUAGAUGGGGCCAUCAGUAUCUCUGCUGUUCAGUGGUUAUGCAACGCUGACAAGUCCUCUCAUGUUCCAAAAUUAAGAUUGAAGGCUUUCUUUGGGUCAUUAUACAGAUGCUUAGCCAGGGGAGGAAGAGCAGUGUUACAAGUUUAUCCUGAAAAUAUACAACAGCGUGAAUUGAUUUUGCGUUCUGCAAUGCAUGUUGGAUUUUCUGGUGGUGUGGUUGUGGAUUACCCACACAGUUCUAAGAAAAGAAAAGAAUACCUUGUCCUUACAUGUGGUCCUCCAUCUGUAAGCACAUCUGUUCCAACGGGAAAGGGUGAAGAUGGGGAGAGUUCCUCUGACGAUGAGAGUAGUGGUGAUGAAGAAAAUCAAACAGUCUGCAUCUCUGAUAGACACAGACCCAAGAAAAAGCAGAAAAUAACCAAGAAAGGAAGGGGAAGAGAUUGGGUAUUGAAGAAGAAGGAACAGAGGAGAAGAAGAGGAGAUGAUGUGCCUCCAGAUACAAAAUAUACAGCUCGAAAAAGAAAGGCUCGCUUCUGAUCUGUUACACCAAGCUAAAGUGUGUUUGUUAUGGGGUGUAUUGAGUGCUUGCAUAUGUAAGUCGAUAUAGUGUUUACUGAGGCAUUGUCUGUUCCUGUCCAUGCUCUUUUAAACCCUCAUUAAUUGUCAGAUGUAUCUCGCGGUCUCUAUUAGUGAAGAAAUUUUUUGUUUGCAUUAGAAUGAAAUCUGAUGGUAAAUGUGAUUCUUAUAGUCAUCAGGAGCUGUGUAGAACAAUGGAAAAUUUUGGAUUUUGAGACGAGUUUUCUUGUUGGAUUUUGAGAUA